Messenger RNA from Condylura cristata (star-nosed mole), 1272 nucleotides. It is a transcript of the gene CPB2, whose product is annotated as carboxypeptidase B2 (plasma). NCBI's taxonomy places the organism in Eukaryota, Metazoa, Chordata, Mammalia, Eulipotyphla, Talpidae. Gene Ontology annotation, biological process: fibrinolysis; proteolysis. The record is from RefSeq and is a predicted model, not a curated record. The transcript has 11 exons. Gene Ontology annotation, molecular function: zinc ion binding; metallocarboxypeptidase activity. The coding region runs from base 1 to 1272 and encodes 423 amino acids.
AUGAAGCUUUACAGCUUUGGAGUCCUUAUUGCCAUUGUCCUUGUUUGGAAGCAGCAGGUCUCUGCAUUUCAGAGUGGCCAGGUUUUAGCUGUUCUUCCUAGAACUUCUAGGCAAGUUCAAAUUCUGCAGAAUCUGACAACAACAUACAAGGUUGUUCUUUGGCAGCCAGUAACAGCUGAGUUAAUUGCAAAGCAAAACGAAGUCCAUUUUUUUGUGAAUGCAUCUGAUGUAAGCAAUGUGAAAUCCCUUUUAAAUGAGAGUAGAAUUCCAUUCAGUGUCUCCAUAGAAGAUGUGGAAGAACUUAUUCGACAGCAAACUUUGAACGACACGGUCAGCCCCCGGGGAGCCUCAUCAUACUAUGAACAAUAUCACUCCCUCAAUGAAAUCUAUUCUUGGAUGGAAGUUAUAACUGAGAACUAUCCUAACAUGGUUGAAAAAAUCCACAUUGGAUCUUCAUUUGAGAAACAUCCACUUUAUGUCUUAAAGAUUUCUGGAAAAGAACAAAGAGCCAAAAGUGCCAUGUGGAUUGACUGUGGACUCCAUGGCAGAGAAUGGAUCUCUCCUGCUUUCUGCUUAUGGUUUGUCGGUUAUGUAACUCAGUUCUAUGGGAAAGAUAAGCUAUAUACCAAUCUCCUGAAGCACAUGGAUUUCUAUGUUAUGCCAAUAGUUAAUGUGGAUGGUUAUGACUUCACAUGGAAAAAGGAUCGAAUGUGGAGAAAGAACCGUUCUUUUCAUGGAAAUAGUUUUUGCGUUGGAACAGACCUGAACAGGAACUUUGCCUCCAAACACUGGUGUGAGGAAGGUGCAUCAAGCUUACCAUGCUCAGAAGUCUACUGUGGACUUUAUCCUGAGUCGGAACCAGAAGUGAAGGCAGUGGCUGAUUUCUUGAGAAGGAACAUCAACCAAGUUAAAGCUUACAUCAGUAUACAUUCAUACUCCCAGACCAUCAUAUUUCCAUAUUCUUAUAGUAGAACCAAAACCAAAGACCAUGAGGAACUGUCGCUGCUGGCUAGUGAAGUGGCCCGUGCUAUCCAGCGUACGAGUAAAAAUGUCAUAUACAAACAUGGCAGAGGUUCAGAAAGUUUAUACCUUGCUCCAGGAGGUGGAGAUGAUUGGAUCUAUGACUUGGGCAUCAAAUACUCAUUUACAAUUGAACUUCGAGACAAAGGCAAAUAUGGAUUCUUGCUGCCAGAGAGUUUCAUUAAACCCAGUUGUACAGAAGCUCUCACUGCUGUGUCUAAAAUAGCUUGGCAUGUCGUCAGGAAUGUUUAA